Zeugodacus cucurbitae (melon fly) is the source of this 866-nucleotide messenger RNA. RefSeq names its product adenylate kinase (gene Ak2). Gene Ontology annotation, cellular component: cytoplasm; mitochondrion. Lineage: Eukaryota; Metazoa; Arthropoda; Insecta; Diptera; Tephritidae. Bases 115 to 834 code for a protein of 239 amino acids. The transcript has 4 exons. Gene Ontology annotation, biological process: ADP biosynthetic process. The record is from RefSeq and is a predicted model, not a curated record. Gene Ontology annotation, molecular function: ATP binding; AMP kinase activity.
GCAUGUCGAUAUGCCUGUAACAAAAGAAGACUGGUCUAAGAGCAUGUUGAAUACGUGCAACUGUUGGUUGAUUUGUGCUUAAACAAGUAAAUUAAAUAAAAGUUCGAAGUAAGGAUGGCGCCAAACGCGAGUGUGCCUAUGCCUCGUUAUGAGAAGGGAACGGGAAUAAAUGCAGUUUUAUUGGGUCCGCCUGGUUCUGGAAAAGGGACGCAAGCUCCCAGACUAAAAGAUAAGUUUUGUGUAUGCCACUUGUCAACUGGCGAUAUGCUUCGAGCUGAAAUAUCUUCGGGAUCCAAAUUGGGAACAGAAUUGAAAAGAGUUAUGGAUGAAGGGAAGCUAGUUUCCGACGAACUAGUUGUGGAUAUGAUUGACAGCAAUUUGGAUAAGCCUGAAUGUCGGAAUGGAUUCCUCCUCGAUGGAUUUCCGCGUACCGUUAUUCAAGCAGAAAAGCUUGAUGACUUACUUGCCAAGAGAAAUACCAACCUCGAUGCCGUUGUAGAGUUCGCAAUAGAUGAUAGUUUAUUAGUACGCAGAAUAACGGGUCGAUUAAUUCACCCUUCCAGUGGUCGAUCAUAUCAUGAAGAAUUCGCCCCACCGAAGAACAAAAUGCGUGAUGACGUAACUGAUGAGCCUCUAAUACGACGCAGUGAUGAUAAUGCAGAAGCCUUAAAAAAACGGCUUGAAGCAUAUCAUAAACAAACCAAACCAUUGGUUGAUUACUAUGCUGUAAGAGGCCUACAUUUUAAAAUUGACGCUGCACAAAAGGCCAGCGAUGUAUUUUCACGAAUUGACAACAUAUUCACAACUCAACGUAGGUCAAGAGAGACUUUAUGAAAUGAGCUAAAAAAUAUAUUAAAUCUAAAAUA